Aspergillus pseudonomiae is the source of this 330-nucleotide messenger RNA. RefSeq lists its product as uncharacterized. Bases 79 to 297 code for a protein of 72 amino acids. The record is from RefSeq and is a predicted model, not a curated record. The transcript has a single exon. Lineage: Eukaryota; Fungi; Ascomycota; Eurotiomycetes; Eurotiales; Aspergillaceae.
GCAGGAACAUUUUCUUAUAUCAUUAUUCUCCUUGGAUGACAAGGUUGUUUGCGCGGAGGUAAGCACACCAAUUGGUCGAUGUGCUACUCUAGGGUAUACAAACAGAAGCAUGGAGCGAUAAUGAAAUAUACUAUAUUUGCUGAAGGUUUCCAAGGCGGUCCAAGAGAUAUCCCUCCCAAGACAGAAGACUGCACGUUUACGAAAGGUUUCUGCCCGGUGGUGGAAAGGUUGCUACCAGAAGGAAACUCAGGGUCCACCCUCUUAAAGGUUGUCCUAGUAACCUUAACGGUACCUUAAUGGCUAAUUUGCAUGAAGGGAAGAUUAAUGAGA